Molecule: messenger RNA, 1425 nt
Organism: Ilex paraguariensis (yerba mate)
Lineage: Eukaryota; Viridiplantae; Streptophyta; Magnoliopsida; Aquifoliales; Aquifoliaceae
Source: the annotation of a GenBank genome assembly
GCCCCAUCCUUUAAAUACAAACCGAAAAGGCACUCACAAUCUUUCUAUUUCUGGUAAAAUAAGUCGAUCAACAAUCUUCUCAAUCCUAUUUUCAGAUCUUUUGGGAAAGCAUCACAGUACGAUCAUAGUUCAUAGGAAACAUUCUUGUUGUCCUAACGUUGGAGCAGAUACUUCAACCUACAAAUUGUUGAUUGUGAACCACAAGCCACAAAACCCUAACCCUAAUUGACCCAAUCAAUGGCAGCAAAAGAACCAGAGAUAAUCACAGACAAGAACCAGAUGAGACAGUGGUCAAGGUCCAUGAGAGCCAAAGGAAAGACCAUUGGCUUUGUCCCCACAAUGGGUUAUCUUCAUGAGGGUCACCUCUCACUUAUCAACGAAGCCCACAAACACACCCAACUCAUUGUGGUCUCUGUUUAUGUCAAUCCUGGUCAGUUCUCUCCCAAUGAAGACCUCUCCACUUACCCAUCUGAUUUUUAUGGUGAUAUCAAGAAGCUCAUGGCUGUUCCUGGUGGUGUUGAUGUUGUUUUUCACCCCCACAAUUUGUAUGACUAUGGAAACAACAAUUGUGGGGAUGAUGGAAAUGGGUUACAGAAAGAAGGGAUGAGAGAAAAAGACGGAGUGGUGGUGUCUUGUGUGGAAGAUAAGGGAUUGGGGCAUGAAACAUGGGUUAGAGUUGAAAGAUUGGAAAAGGGUAUGUGUGGGAAGAGUAGACCUGUUUUCUUUAGAGGGGUUGCUACUGUUGUAGCCAAAUUGUUCAACAUAGUUGAGCCUGAUGUUGCGGUUUUUGGCAAGAAAGAUUAUCAGCAGUGGAGAAUUAUUCGAAGAAUGGUCCGAGAUCUUGAUUUUGCUGUAAAAGUGAUUGGUUCUGAAAUAGUACGAGACAGUGAUGGCCUUGCAAUGAGCUCCCGUAAUGUGCACCUCUCACUUGAAGAAAGGGAACAGGCCUUGUCAAUAAACCGGUCCCUAUCGAAAGCUAAGUGUGCUGCAGAAAAGGGUCAAGUUAAUUGCAGAGAGUUGAGAAACUCAGUCAUUCAUGCCAUACAUGAGGCUGGUGGGAAAAUUGAUUAUGCCGAGAUUGUAGAACAAGAGAAUUUGGAAUCUGUUGAAGAGAUUAAGAGUCCGGUUGUGUUUUGCAUUGCUGCAUGGUUUGGGAAGGUCAGACUGAUUGACAACAUGGAAAUUAGCCUUUAAAAUCGGUAUAUAGACGGUGGGUGCUGACCUAAAAUCCUUCUGCUGCAUGGAACUUCUUUUGUUCGUGGUCGUGGCGGAGCAUGUUCUGAUAUAUCCUUCUUUUUUGUCUAAAUUAAGACAUCAUAUAUACUGAUUUAAUAAACUUAUUGAAAUUCCGACAAAACUAAAUAAUAUGUAUACAAGUUUUCAGAGAAAAGGGAAGUGGGAAAAAGAUCCAACCAAUAAUAUUUC